Messenger RNA from Hemicordylus capensis (graceful crag lizard), 933 nucleotides. It is a transcript of the gene MRPL50, whose product is annotated as mitochondrial ribosomal protein L50. Gene Ontology annotation, cellular component: mitochondrial large ribosomal subunit; mitochondrion. Bases 166 to 648 code for a protein of 160 amino acids. The transcript is spliced from 2 exons. Lineage: Eukaryota; Metazoa; Chordata; Lepidosauria; Squamata; Cordylidae. The record is from RefSeq and is a predicted model, not a curated record.
CGUAACCUACCUCCAGGUUCGAUGAUCUUGUGGAAAGGAAAAGAGCGCGAAUCCCCCAGAAUGCAACGGAUCCCGAAAAGCUCGCUCGCUCUCCGCUCAUCCUAUUAGGCCGGGCAAGCUCCUCCUGGCCCGCGGAGGGGCGGAGCCUUCUGUACGUGUUCCAAGAUGGCGGCUUCCAUGGGGCUGCUCCGUUUCUGCAGAUAUCGCCUGAAUUUGGCGGUUCCUGUGCGCAGAACAUUGUGGGGCAGGCGAAGUGGGAAGAAGGAUGGAGAGCUGGAGGCAGUAGAACCAUCUGCUCAAGUGAAAGAGGAGCCUGUUCUGGUCUGUCCUCCACCCCGAAGCAAAAAGUAUCUUCCCCCUGAGGAUCUGCAGAGUCGGUUAGAGUCUCAUGUCAGGGAGAUCUUUGGAUCCACAGUCUCCAAGGACUGGCAAAAUGCAUCAUUAGGAGACAGUAACCUAAAGUAUCGUUUGCUGGCACAGCUGGCAGUUGAUCUGGGCCAUGCUGUCCCUAACUCCCAACUGCAUCAGAUGAAGAGCGCCAGAGAUGUUUUGACUUUUUACAGCACACCUGUGAAAGACAUCUCAAAGUUUGAUGAGUUGAGCACACAGACGUUGCCCUCAAACUUGAGGAUUCACUGGCAGUACUGAGCCAUUUUGGAGAAACAAGAUGCAUUAUGAGGAGGAUACCUGAUUGUGAACUCUUAUCUUUGGAAAAGCCCCAAGAUUCACGUCAGCUAUACAUGUUCUAGAUUUUAAGACACUGCUAUUGCCUCCUUGCAAUUGCUCUACCACAAUAAUGACCCUCUGAUUCAGUGGCAGAAACAACUCGAGUAUAUUCCUAUUCUCAGGCAGGUCAUUGGUGAAGGGAAAUGUUGACCAUUGAAAUAAAGCAUGGGAGAAUGAAUUAUCCUAGGUCUUUCUCCUGGCACCCCC